AUGGAAUUUGCCGUUGGUACUGCUCUCGGGGCUGCCGGGCUUCUGUUCGGCUUCAAAGGGGCGCUGGAUGGAUAUAACGCGCUUUCCGACCUCUUCCUUGAGGACACCGGGCUUCAUUACCUGGCCCUACGCUACCGCUUCGAGGCCUUCAAAUUCGAACAGCUGGGCCGGUAUUGCAAGGUUGACGAGCCGGAUGGGGCGUGUAUCCUGCUUCAACGGCCUCGUAGGGACCAAGAAGUUUUUCUAAGCCAUUUGAAUGAAGUCCAACGUAGACAGCAAUUCGCCGCAUCCAAGUUCCUCGAUAAGUACAACCUGGGCGAAGAGCAGCCGGGAACCCCCGCGGCCACCACAGGCGAUGGUCUCGUUGCUCCCGAAUCAAAAAGCUCCUGGGUCGCGAUGCUGAAGGAGCAGAAGACACUGAAGCCCAAUAGUUUUAGGUCCCGGCUUCGCUGGUGCCUAUCGCACAAAGAGGAAUUCCAGAAGCUUGUUGAACAGCUAGCACAACUUAACAACGACCUUUGGGACCUCGCAAAGGCUGAAGAGGACGAAGCUGCUCGCGUCGUGGCCGGCGUACUCAAGGAGCUCGACGACUUUUGGGUCCGUGUCAGGCCCAAGGAGCUUAACGAGGCACAAAUCGCCACGACCGUCCUGGAUGGGCUCGAAAGAUUUCUUCCCUCAAUUGUCAAAAGCAGUAUCAAUAUACAACAACUCAUUGACCAGGUUAUUGUGCAAGUAAAGGAGGGAAUUGCAAAAGAUAAAAGCAAUCUGGCAUCCGAUGACGAUGGGUCCGAGAAGAGAACACCGUCCAGCAUCGUCAAGCUGCUCGCGCGGGCCAAGGCCAUACAGGCCGAAAAGGUGGAGGAGGCGGCCAAGCGGGUUACUUAUAUCAAUACGGCCGAGUUGGAAAGCUUCGAGGUCCAUGACCAUGCCGACGUCAGCCAAGCGAAGUCGAGAUACAUGGGCGAGUACCAGAAAAAAGGGAAAACAAAGACGCCAGUGCUGGUGGAGUGGAAGGUAGUGACAGCUGGGAACCCAGCUCAAGCCGAAAUUCUUACCCGUAUUGAGGCGCUCGGAACCCUACUUUGCUCAGCUGGGGCCGCUGCCGACUUCUGUCUGUUUGAAUCCCUAGGCCUGUACCGCGACAGGUCCCAUGAAGAGAGUACUGACGGCUCGGUGCAACGCAUCGGAUUUGUCUACCGCCUACCUCCGAGGUCACCAGCCCGGCAAGUGCCAGCGUCACUGCUUGAUCUCAUACAGGCUGCCAAGUUGCACCACUCUCGUCCGCCGCUAGGCGACCGCCUCGCACUGGCGUACAGGCUUGCAUCUGCCGUAUCGCUCCUGCAUGUGUCCGACUGGCUUCACAAGUCCAUGCGCAGUAGCAACGUACUUUUCGGCCCAGGCACGUGGCCCUCUUCCGCCGCAGCGUGGGGGAGUAGCCCAUCGUCAUCAUCGUCACCAUCGUCACCAUCGUCACCAUCGUCAGAUGUUACCUCACCCUACAUCUGUGGGUUCCAGUACAGUCGGCCCUCAGACGACAACUCCCUGGAGGCGGGGGAAUGGGGCGGCGAUGGCGGUACUGGUAACGAAGGUGGGUUGGACUACUACCGACACCCAUCUGUGGCACAGUCAGGCUGGACCAAGGUCGCCGAGAUCUACAGCCUGGGGGUGGUUCUGCUUGAGGUGGCGCACUGGCGGCCACUUUUCAGCAGCAGCCAGCUGCGGAAAGCGACAACACUCACCAAGGUGCACUGGGACGUCAUGAAGGAGGUCGAAGGCACGAAAGCCAUGCAACUCAGGGGCCUUGUUGGUUCUGUCUUUGUCGACUCGAUCAGGUGCUGCCUUUUGGCCGUGAGUGGUCGUUCCUUGGGUGUGGAGACGGGAACUUCGGCCGUCGAGGCAAAGCGACUGAACGAUGCCUUUGUAAGACUCGUCCUAGAGCCGAUUGCCGCUUGUAAAGCUUGA
This is a messenger RNA of Pyricularia grisea, 1962 nucleotides long. RefSeq lists its product as uncharacterized. Gene Ontology annotation, molecular function: ATP binding; protein kinase activity. The record is from RefSeq and is a predicted model, not a curated record. Lineage: Eukaryota; Fungi; Ascomycota; Sordariomycetes; Magnaporthales; Pyriculariaceae. Bases 1 to 1962 code for a protein of 653 amino acids. Gene Ontology annotation, biological process: protein phosphorylation. The transcript has a single exon.